CGAAUCCCGAUGAACAUUGAAAACAACGAGGCAGAGCGCCGUUCCCGUAAUGUUCUGGACAAACGGCUUUCCCGGCGGCGGUAUUUAAACCCCCGGACAAAUUGGUCGGUUUUACAGGUAGAGCCAAAACUGUCGGCAAUCGCCAUGAAUGCGACUUGCCACCGACUCGGAAGGCGGAAUUAUCUUUCACAUUCGUUUUCUCUCUCGUCUUCUUCCUUUCAUCUCUAUAAAUAAAUUCCCUUGACCGCACUGGCUUAAGCAGCCACUAUUCCUUCUUGUUUCAGAAGUGCCUUUCUGUUUUCACAGGCCAUGGCAUGGAAGAAAGAUGGCUUAGAAGUUCACUACAGGGGAGUGAGGAAGAGGCCCUGGGGUCGAUUCGCAGCAGAGAUCAGAGAUCCGGCAAAAAAACAGAGAGUUUGGCUCGGAACUUUCCGCACUGCAGAGGAAGCCGCCACGGCUUACGAUACUGCUGCUCUUUUCUUCAGAGGAUUAAAGGCGAAAACUAAUUUCGCUUACACUUCUUCCGCGGAAAUUGGCAGCACCAGCCGAAAUAGUACCCUAGAUAUGCUCUCCAAAGCGCCUGGUAAUAGACAGCUUUUCUUUCUUGAUGGCGGCAAACAAGAUCUUGUUUCUUCCGUCAUUAGACAGAAAUUUUGUAAGAGCGAGGGAGCCCGAGCUCGAGCCCCGACGCUAGGCGUUCCAAAAGAUUGCGAUUCCUCGUCAGUUGUCGUAGAUGCGGAAAUUGAUGGAAAGGCUCCUCGGAAGCGGACUUUGCCGCUCUUUGAUCUCAAUCUUUCUCCGCCUCUCAACGAUGAAGAGUGCAGCUAACUUUCUCAGAUCUGCUCAUAACAUGCAUUUUCCGUGAUUUUUGUAUGAUAAGGUACCUGAUGCGGAAAUUUUGUGUUGCAGAAUUCCGUUAAAGGUUACUAGUAAACAAAUGAUUGUAUAGACAAAAUGCUUUACAAUGUCAGAGGAACAAUUUUUUUUUUCUUUAAAUUGUAGCUGUCCAGAGAAUAAACGAAAAUUUAAAUUCUCUUUUCUUGCUA
Molecule: messenger RNA, 1046 nt
Organism: Cryptomeria japonica (Japanese cedar)
Lineage: Eukaryota; Viridiplantae; Streptophyta; Pinopsida; Cupressales; Cupressaceae
Product: ethylene-responsive transcription factor 8
Exons: 1
Coding region: 310-828 (172 amino acids)
Biological process (GO): regulation of DNA-templated transcription
Molecular function (GO): DNA binding; DNA-binding transcription factor activity
Source: RefSeq, a predicted model, not a curated record